Molecule: messenger RNA, 849 nt
Organism: Leptinotarsa decemlineata (Colorado potato beetle)
Lineage: Eukaryota; Metazoa; Arthropoda; Insecta; Coleoptera; Chrysomelidae
Source: RefSeq, a predicted model, not a curated record
GCUGAUGAUGGACAAACUCGAGCAAAUCGAUAACUUAGCAAGAAAUAUAAGCAACCAUGUACAAUCUACCUUGUCAAAUUCCGAAAACACAGAAAACGUCACGCACAACCAAAUAUACAGGGAGAUUCAAAAGCUAUCAAGGUCGCUAACGACCUCAAUCAGCGCAAUAAACAACAACACAAGAGAUACCUGCAUGCAAGAGAAAAAUGUAGUUGAACUUUUUGACUCCUUCAGGAAAAAACUCUUGGAAAAAAGUAACAACAAAACAAAUGAUAAAAUGAACGGACCUAAAAUAGAUGACACGACGAUACAGGCAGUAAUAAAAGUUUUCGGUCAGGGACCGAAAGCCAAACCUAAGCCUCAUAAAAAACGCAAAUGCAAGCAUUUGGAGGAACUUAUAGACAUAAGAGCGGGUGACCCGAGAUUUUGCGAGGAGGGCGAGGAAGAAACGCCCAGUAAAAAACUCUCUGAACCAACGAAGAAACCGAAGAGGAAAAAAAAGAAGUACAAGAUUGACAUACGGGGCGAUAUCAAUGCCACUGAUGAAGAUAUAGAAUAUGAAGAAUACGACUCAUCAACUGAAGAUAUGAACGCAGCAGAAACUACUUACGAAACCACUAGUCCUACUGUGACUGACGCAUCAACCGAUGGUGUUGGUUUGGGAACAGAAAAAAAUAAUAUCUCAAGUACUUACUAAUCGGAAAUAUGGGGGUGUACAGGAAGUAGAUGCCUUCUUGACUAUCACUGGAUAUUUUCUAGCCAAACUGUGAAUUGUGUGUGAAUAUCGUUGUUUUUGUAUUUUUAUAUGCUUCUCUACUAACAGGUGAAUUACAGAUGUAUUUUUAUUGA